This is a messenger RNA of Lagenorhynchus albirostris (white-beaked dolphin), 1337 nucleotides long. It is a transcript of the gene CBX1, whose product is annotated as chromobox 1. The transcript has 6 exons. The record is from RefSeq and is a predicted model, not a curated record. The coding region runs from base 224 to 901 and encodes 225 amino acids. Gene Ontology annotation, cellular component: nucleus; pericentric heterochromatin. Lineage: Eukaryota; Metazoa; Chordata; Mammalia; Artiodactyla; Delphinidae. Gene Ontology annotation, biological process: chromatin organization; negative regulation of transcription by RNA polymerase II. Gene Ontology annotation, molecular function: chromatin binding.
GCGGGCAGCGCAGAGUGCGAGGCUCUUUUGUUCGGCUGAGGGGAGGGCCGUUGGCCGGGGCCUGCGGUACGCCGCUUCAGUGAGGGGCUCAACCGCGGUCAACCGGCUUGUUGCUUUUCUGGUCGCCACUCCCCUGGCCGGCCCGACAAGACGCGCUAGUAGCGCGGCACCGAUUUCUCUCGGGCUCGUGGGCGCUGCUCUGAGAGUUAAUAAGUAUUUCUCAAUGGCGAUGUCUACUGAAAAAUUGAAUAGCCUUUCCACGAUUAAUUGGAGAAGUUGUUUGAAUGAGGACAAAAUUCUGAUCCUCAGCGUCACCCUUUAUACCAGAAAGCUGGCGGGCACUAUGGGGAAAAAACAAAACAAGAAGAAAGUGGAGGAGGUGCUAGAAGAAGAAGAAGAAGAAUAUGUGGUGGAAAAAGUUCUUGACCGUCGAGUGGUAAAGGGCAAAGUGGAGUACCUCCUAAAGUGGAAGGGGUUCUCAGAUGAGGACAACACAUGGGAGCCAGAAGAAAACCUGGAUUGCCCCGACCUCAUUGCUGAGUUCCUGCAGUCACAGAAAACAGCACACGAGACAGAUAAAUCGGAGGGAGGCAAGCGCAAAGCUGAUUCUGAUUCGGAAGAUAAGGGGGAGGAGAGCAAACCAAAGAAGAAGAAAGAAGAGUCAGAAAAGCCACGAGGCUUUGCCCGGGGUUUGGAACCGGAGCGGAUUAUUGGAGCUACAGACUCCAGUGGAGAACUCAUGUUCCUGAUGAAAUGGAAAAACUCUGAUGAGGCUGACCUGGUCCCUGCCAAGGAAGCCAAUGUCAAGUGCCCACAGGUUGUCAUAUCCUUCUAUGAGGAAAGGCUGACGUGGCAUUCCUACCCCUCGGAGGAUGAUGACAAAAAAGAUGACAAGAAUUAACUCUCCUGAGUACCAGCCCCUGUCACAUCUGACUGUGGGUUUCAGGUGGGGAAAGAAGGAGAUCUACUUGUCUUGACACCGUAGAGGGGGCUUGAGAAGAUGUCCUUUGAAGAGCCAGUAUAGUUUCUGUGCCCUACAGCAGCCCAAGUGCUUUAAAGCCGCUCCAUGCUGUAUAGUUUGCACACCCAUCCCAGUGGAGGGGAAGGAGGGUCAGUGUUUCAAGGCAACCCAUUCUGAACUUUGCUGAGAAAAGCAAAGGGCCUUCUAUGAAGGACAAAACUUGCAGAAUGGGAUGUGGGAGAGCAAAAGAUACUGCAGAUCUUCAAAGAGCAUCUCCACAACCCACAGCCUUCUUCCCAAUAGUGUUAACUCUGCAUUUUUACAGCGUAGCAUGUAUGUAGUUUUUGGCUAUUUCUGGUGUGUUAUUUGGGGUGGG